AUGGCCGACCCUCAACCUGACCAGACGGGCUCUCGCAAGAAAAAGCGCAACUACUUCCAGGAGUGUGCUAUCCUGAUCGGUGACUGCGGUCCUAUCUUUGCGAGCGGAAAGUCACUGUGUGAUACCAAGCUCGGUGCCCAGCUCGGUGCAUUCAGGCCCGCUGACGAGGAUCCUUGGGUUGGGAUCCAAAUCAAGAUCCCUCUUGGUAAAGAUCAGGCGGCAAACGAAGCUUCUGGUUUCGGUGUCCUUCAUGCCCAUAAUUCUUCACAGGAUGCCAUUCUUGCAAACGACCAGUAUGUUAUCCAAGUACGAUUUCCUCGUGAAUCGCUGAAGCAGACGUUCGGGCCUGUCUCUGACAAGUUGGCGGCUCUUUUCCCCGACACUGAGGCGCUUUCAUACAUCAUCAUCUCUCUUGGUGAUUCGAAACCUACCAUCUUUGGGUAUGGUCGCCCUUACGCAAACACGGAGGAUAUCGAAAUGCAGGGAUGGGUGAACGAGAACAAGCCUAUCAUCGGACAGACUACUCUGUUAGACGUACUCCAAUUCACAGAGUAUCACAUCGUCAUUCCCAUCAAGGUCGCUGUCGCUGAGAAAAAUAUCAUUCCUGACCGACUGCCGCCUCCAUUUGAGUUCCCCUAUGCCAUCCCAGAGGCCUGGAGACCUGACGCUUUCAAGCGGGACAUCGCUGCGAACCCAGGGCAUAAGUACAAGCCCAACUACAUGCUCCCUGACAAUGACUCGCUCAUCACUACCAUCGCGCAGUCGAUUGUGCAAGACAUGAUGUGGCUGGAUGACGCUGUCCAAGUGAUAAAGGUUCCAGGAUACUUCAUCCCAGCCGACACAGAAACAAUAAGCAGAUAUUAUGUUGUCGUCGCUCUUCCUCCCGAAUUCAUCAAAGGCUUUGACGCCGCCUGGCGCCGCUUGACAAAGAACGCCGAUGCAUUCAAUCUCCUCAUCUGGGGCUCCAGGAACAUGUCGACGCCCAAAGCCGACUGGGACUGUAGACUCAUGAGCCACCCAGCAAACCUAGAGCAGCUCGCAGACCAUCCCAUCAGCGAUCAUGAAAUAGUCUUGCUUGUUCGCCGCCCCCAGCCUGGUGAGAAACGCAACAACGAGAGCCGCGGGGACAAGUACGAUGUCAAGACUUUUGCCAACCGAGAAUGGCUCUCUCUCGAGUUUGAUGCCGGCAACAUGGAGGCUGAACGCCAGGUCAAUGCUGCCCUUGACUUUCGCCAUGACGCUCAGCCCUCUAACCCAGGAGCUUACGACCUGCCCAUGGAUCAUGAGACAGACACUGUGUCAGACAACCUGACUCGUGCCCAGCGAAAGACUUAUGAGAUGGUUAUCGACCGUAUGGAGCUUCACCGAGAGGUUAUGCGUGGGUCCGGUUUCUAUCACUGGAUGACCUCCGAGCCUCCUACCUCUCAGCCACCCAAAACCCAAGCACCUUCCUCAGAGCCCAAGCAUACAGCCACGUCCUUGCGCAACCUCCCCACGAUCAAUUUCUUGGACAUUAAUGACGACGCCUACGCAAAUUGCAUUGUCGAAGAAGCUCUCCCUGAGGAUCGUGCCCGUUUCCGAGGAUACCUAAGCAACCGCCCCUUAGGCCUUGGUAUCAUCACCGCCGGUGCUGGUUUCGGAAAGACCACUGCUGGUGCAGCAGCUACGCUUGCCAUGGAAGCCAAGGUUGGCAAGGUCCUUUGCUCGGGUCCUACCAACGUAGCUAUUGACAACUUCUCGCGCCGGCUAUUCUCUCGGAGUCAGGCGAUUGCUGAUCAUUACAACAAGGGUAAAGCUCUGGGUGACCCUACCCGUCGGCAGUACAAGCUUGUUCUUCGAGCAUACAAUCCGACCCACGAACAUACGGCUUUCACUCAUCUUUUGGAGGACCCUAAAGCUGUUCAAAACGCUGCCCCAACGAGUGCUUGGAAGUUCCCUUCGAAAUGGAAGCUACCCCUCUCAUGCGCUUUCUGGAUUUUGCUGGCUCUUGGAUCCCGCGCUGCUGGUCGGGAACUGCACCCCGACGACCCUGUAUUUGUACACGAGCUUCGGAAUCGCAUCGCCCAACGAAAGGACCUCACCCCUCUGUCUGAGUUUGCUCAAGGCAAGAUCACCUGCGAGGAGUUCACCGAGGCAUACUCGCAGAAGCAGUGUAUGGAGGCUGUCGAGGGUUUAAUGUCAGCGCUUGUUCGCAACGCGGACUUUCUUUGUGUUACUCCUGCUGCCAGUCAGUACCACAAGUCUUACCGCGAAUGGAAGAUCACUGCUGCUCGGGCCGUCGCUGUUGACGAGGCGGCUUGUAUGUCUCGAGCCGAUCUUUGUUGUGUAUGGGGAAACACCCUUUUGCCUUGCUUCAUGUUUGGAGACCCUCGCCAGCUCCCCCCUACUGUUCUUACCAAGAGAGAUACCCUCACCAAUACUGACCACUUCGUGAACCGCUUCUCUAGUUACGGAGAGGUUUCUGCAAUGAGUGCGCUCAUGGCUUCUGGGCUCCCAGUUUACCGCCUCAAGGUCCAACUUCGCAUGGUCCAAGGCAUGUUUGAUCUCGUAUCCAGUGUCAUCUAUCCCGACGUACCCUUUACCUACCACAUGAGUCGAGCCGCCACUAAUCCCGAGUUCAAAGUUGGACAGGAAAUUGAGACCUAUCUCGGCGUCAAGUUCCCCGAGCUGAGCGUCCCCAUCGACGGCGCGCUCCGACCUGUUUUCAUUCAUUGUGAGGGCUCACGUGUCUUCCAAGAUCCCAAGACAGGAUCCAAGCGCAGUCGUGACCAAGUCAAGGUCGGCCUUGACGUCCUUCAAGGGGCAGUGGAGAGUCUGGAGAUCGAUCCCAAAGACAUUGCAGUCAUUUCUCCCUAUGCUGCCAAUGUCAAACUUAUCAACUCUAUGCGGCGCAACUACCCUGCUCUGCAUGCGCUCCCUGAUGCUGCGACCAUUGAUUCCUUCCAGGGACAGGAGAGCAUCAUCACUCUCGUCAUCAUGGGCACUGCGCAUCCUCGACCUGGUCCUGGUUUCACCCAGAACAAGCAGCGUCUCAACGUUCUUCUGACCCGGCAGAAGUGUGCUCUUAUUAUCAUCGGUGACAUCAAUGUCGGGAACCCUUUCCGCAAGGGCACCAAGGAGCCGGUCUUCACUGUAGAGACCACCACUGGCGAGAUGAGCUUUGUCAAGGCUCCUGCGCUUCGUGCGAUCUAUCGUGGCUUGAAGGAUACUGGGCGUGUGGUCACUGUGGAUGUGAAGGCGGAGACGGACAAUGUUAGUGAUCCUGAUACGAAGACCUAG
Messenger RNA from Fusarium pseudograminearum CS3096, 3279 nucleotides. RefSeq lists its product as uncharacterized. Gene Ontology annotation, molecular function: 5'-3' DNA helicase activity. The coding region runs from base 1 to 3279 and encodes 1092 amino acids. The transcript has 8 exons. NCBI's taxonomy places the organism in Eukaryota, Fungi, Ascomycota, Sordariomycetes, Hypocreales, Nectriaceae. The record is from RefSeq and is a predicted model, not a curated record.